Olea europaea var. sylvestris is the source of this 829-nucleotide messenger RNA. RefSeq names its product DCN1-like protein 5. Bases 1 to 798 code for a protein of 265 amino acids. NCBI's taxonomy places the organism in Eukaryota, Viridiplantae, Streptophyta, Magnoliopsida, Lamiales, Oleaceae. The record is from RefSeq and is a predicted model, not a curated record. The transcript has 10 exons. Gene Ontology annotation, biological process: protein neddylation; positive regulation of ubiquitin-protein transferase activity. Gene Ontology annotation, cellular component: ubiquitin ligase complex. Gene Ontology annotation, molecular function: cullin family protein binding; ubiquitin conjugating enzyme binding; ubiquitin-like protein binding.
AUGGGCAGGACGAGUGGGUUGGCAUUAAAAUACUAUCCCCAGCCAUCAAAAAAUUUUGAUAGGCAACAUGAUGACGGGACAGAGAUUAAAAUAUCUCAUUUACCACCACAUUUGAUUAUGCUCCCUAUUAGUAGGGCGGCUGGCCCCACCACCACUCCACCAACAGAGGGCCACCACUUGUCAACUUCUGGUAACGCUGCAUCCAAAGAGCUGGAACGUAUUGAUCAACUCUUCUAUUCAUAUGCAAACAAUUCCUCUGAUAUGAUCGAACCUGAAGGAAUUGAGUCCCUUUGUUCUGAUCUGGAAGUCGAUCAUACUGAUUUCCGCAUAUUAAUGCUUGCUUGGAAAAUGCAAGCUAAAAGACAAGGAUAUUUCACCUUUAGAGUGGUGAACAAGCCUUGCUUUGAAAGUAGACACGACACAAUAAGUAAAAUCAAGAAGGCACUUCCAGAACUUGAGAAAGAGAUAUGGAUAGCCAGAAGGCCAUCAAACUUUGUGGACUUCUACUCGUACGCUUUUAGAUAUUGCUUGACUGAGGAAAAGCAGAAGAGUAUAGACAUUGAAUGCAUUUGCAUACUGCUGGAUCUUGUUCUACGGUCGCAUUUUCGGCCCCAAGCUGAUGCACUUAUUCAGUAUCUAAAGAUGCAGAAUGAUUACAGGGUCAUUAACUUGGAUCAAUUGAUGGGGUUCUAUCGGUUCUGUAAUGAGAUUAGCUUCCCAGACUUCAGCAAUUAUGAUCCAGAUCUUGCUUGGCCCUUGGUCUUUGAUAAUUUUGUCGAUUGGAUGAGUGUAAGGUGAGAACCAUGUCGAAGUCUAUAUUGCCUACAGC